Molecule: messenger RNA, 4561 nt
Organism: Arachis ipaensis
Lineage: Eukaryota; Viridiplantae; Streptophyta; Magnoliopsida; Fabales; Fabaceae
Product: transcription coactivator
Source: RefSeq, a predicted model, not a curated record
AUUGACUGAAGAAUUUGGAAAAAUGGGGGGAAAGAUUUUGGUGGUAAGCAAAUUAUUUUCCCGGGCAAUAGAGAAUUAAACGAAGAUGGUUUUCCAAUAAACCCCAUUCAGCCUAUCCCAGCCUUUCUCCCUCUCAAUAUCCCUAAUUUCCCAAACUCAAACCACUUGUACCCUCCGCCUGCCGCGCAACCGUCCUCCGCCCGCCGCGCAACCGUCCUCCGCCGUGUCUACUACCAACCUCCAGGGUGCUAUUUGGAGAAAUUGAUAUCAGGAAGCAGGAUUGGGCAUCGCAAAACAGAUAGAAUAGUGUACUGAAACUAAGGGGGAAGAUUUUGUCGCCAUGGAUAUUGUAAUUGCCGGGAAACAUAAGUUUUAAUGAUAGUAGUAGAGAAUUAAAAUCAAAAUAAACCCCUUCCCUUCCUUCAACCACAGUUGCCAGAAAGGAGUUACCAUUUUGAAAUUUCCCUUUGUAUAUUCAUUCGUUUCACUACUCCUUACUUGUCAUCAUUGAAUUGAAGCCAUAUCACUGAUAAAGUUUACUCUAAAUGCUGGGAACUAGUGAUCAAUCAGAAGUCUUUUGUGGUGUUCACUUCGUUCUUUUUGGUUUCAGUCCCGAGGAUGAAACCGAGGUUCGGUUCAAGCUUGUGAACGGUGGUGCAGUGGAUGAAGGCAAGUACAGUGGAAGUUGCACGCACGUCAUUGUCGAUAAGAUCAUAUAUGAUGAUCCUGUGUGUAUUGCUGCCAGAAACGAUGGAAAGACAGUGGUGACUAAAUUAUGGGUUGAUCAUAGCUCUGAUAUUGCAAUGCCCGUCGAUGCUUCCUCCGUUAUGUACAGACCUCUUAAAGAUUUAAAUGGAAUACCUGGUGCCCAGAAUUUGGUUGUGUGCUUGACUGGUUAUCUACGACAGGAUCGUGAUGAUAUUAUGACAAUGGUUGACCUCAUUGGUGCGACAUUUCUUAAGCCCUUGGUGGCAAACAGGGUUACUCAUCUUGUAUGCUACAAAUUUGAAGGGGAGAAGUAUGAGCUUGCCAAGAGAAUGGGAACAAUAAAGCUAGUUAAUCAUCGUUGGUUGGAAGAUUGCUUGAAAGUCUGGGCGCUUCUUCCAGAAGAAAAUUACAACAAGAGUGGCUAUGAACUAGAGAUUAUGAAGUUAGAAGCUAAGGAUUCCGAUGAAGAAACUGAAGAUUUUGAUCUGGGGCAAUCUGAGAGGAAUAUAAGCAGAAGUCCCCUCACUGCAAAAUUUGGUGUUGAGGCAACUAGUGGCUUAUUAAAAUCAGAUCGAGAGCUUUCAAGUGCCCAGACAGAAUCUACUAGUCUCAAGAAUUCACCAAAAGUUGAUAAUAGUAAAGAAUCUUCAUUUAUUCAAGGUAAUAACAACGGAGCUGAUAGAGACAUAAGCUUUAGUAAUGUUGAUGAGCCUAAGGCAACGGAUAAGUUUCUUGAUGUUGCUAUAGGUGCUACAUCAUGUCAGAUACCUGAGACAGAUGUUAAGAUCAGGGAGUCAAAGAAGGCCAAUUCUCCAAAGACAGGCUGCCAGGAUGUUCUCAUAACUGAAAAAGCAGAACCACAUGCUGAAACUUUUAAUAAGCUGGCCAAUGAUUUCGGAUCACCAUCUACUGCAAGUGCUGAAAGGGUCACACAUUCUGAAGCAAAGUUCAGUUCUAUCAAGUAUUAUUCUAAGAACAAAAGGGGAUUCACUCUUCCAAGGAGCUUAAAUGAUGGUUUGGAUAAUGGAGCUGGAUCUACUGUGUCACCUUUGGCUGAUUUGAAAUCAGGUAACAAACAUAAAACCCCUUCCAAUAAGGUAUUAAAUGGCAGUGGGGGAAUCAAAUCAACCAGUGCUAAAGAUUCUGGGGAUGUGACAAUUGGUAAAUUGCCGCAAAAGAGGGUAAAUGAAGCUGCUUCUAAUACAUUAAAAUCAAGGAAAAUUACUUCCGAUGCAAAAUUAUUCAUCGAGAAAAUCACUUCAGAAAAUGGUAAAUCUGAAGCACGAAAAGUGACAUCUGUGGUUGAGGAACCAUCCAAGUCUGAACCCUGUUUUUCUGCUGGAAAAGAUAGUUUUGACAAACCCAACAAAAACUCAUUUUCUAAAUCCAUAGCUUCUAUAUCCAAUUCCCUAUCAUUUGAUGAGCCUUUUACAAGAGAUACAAGCCCAAAGUCAGCUCGAAGUGAUAAAGCCUAUCAGACUGAGUCUAAAAUUAAUGGGAAGCAUGAAAUCGCGGGUCAUGGAAUGGAACAAGUUGCUGGUAAUGAAGUUGAGCAACACAAACUUGCGAAAAAUCUGGAGGGUUCCCCUGACAAUAAGAACCCUCUGAAUGGGGAAUCCCCAAAUUUAGAUUUAGGCAAUGAAGAAAGUACUAAGCUGAUUAAAAAAUCACCUCGCAAGAAAUCAGUUGCCAAGAGAAGUUUUGGCUCUAAGCCAAAAGUUGGUGCUACUGCUAAACAGAAAACACUAGUUUCCUCAAACAGGACCAUCCAGCAAGGUGAAGCUGUAAACUUUUCCAGUCGAAUCAAAGAGGUACCAAUUGACAAUGGCGAUAAACCUCAACCUAUGACUGAUGAUAAUAAUAAGUCAGAGGAGCAAGAAACUGUUGUUAAACAUGCAGAUGAUGCCAAUGGCAGACUUGAAACUAUGGAUGAUGAAACAGAGGCUCCUGAUGAUAAAUGUGAACUUGAGCUGGGAAUGAAACACGAUGAAAAUAAAAACAAAGCUGAUGAAACAGCAGAAAAGUCAGAAGACAUGCACCAUGUAACAGAAUGUGAAGCAGCAGUGCCUGAGAAGGAAACUGCAGAGUUAACUGAAAAAGAGAAGGCACCUUCAGUAGAUGACUCAACCAUGAAACGCGAAGUAAAACAUCAAGUGAAAAAGCGUCCUCUAAGUAUUGCCAAGAAGGUCACUGUUGCAAAGGGACUACAGAAAUCUAAAGUGGCACUGUCUGAGAAUAAGAUAAGCAUGGAACGGGAAAAUGUGGCACGAAUGAAAUCUGCCAAAGAAGUAUCUCAUGCUACAGAUGCGAGCAACAAAUCCUUCGCACCAAGAAAGGCAUUUGGAGAUUCAAAAGAACAGAAGGAAAAUAGACCAAUUGAUGAGGGAGAGCAGGAUAUGCCUGAGGCCAAAUCUGUUGCCAAUCGAACUAAUAAAUUGAGUUCAAAGCCAGAAAAAAUAAAUCCCAAGCAAACAGGUUAUAAUCCACCUAUGUCAGAAGCUAACAAAAGAUUGAAAACUGAACCACCAUGUUUCAUAUUAACGGGGCAUCACUUUCUGAGAAAGGAUUUCCAACAAUUGAUAAAGAAGUUAAAGGGCAAAGUUUGCCGGGAUUCUCAUCAGUGGUCAUAUCAAGCAACCCACUUCAUAGCACCAGAGCCUCUACGCAGGAUAGAGAAAUUUUUUGCUGCUGCGGCAUCAGGAAGGUGGAUUCUGAAAACUGAUUUCUUAACUGCUAGCAAUCAGGCAGGGGAAUUUGUGGAAGAGGAACCUUAUGAGUGGCACGAUAUUGGUCUCAACGAGGAUGGCACGAUCGAUAUGGAGGCUCCUAGAAAGUGGCGGCUGCUGAAAGAGCGAACAGGUCAUGGUGCCUUCUAUGGAAUGCGCAUUAUUGUGUAUGGUGACUGCAUCACUCCACCUUUGGAUACUCUGAAGCGAGUGGUCAAAGCUGGAGACGGAACAAUACUAGCUACCUCUCCUCCUUACACGCGCUUCCUUGGUACCGGAAUCGACUAUGCCAUAGUUGCUCCUGGAAUGCCACGUGUCGACCUGUGGGUACAAGAGUUCUUAAGAUACGAGAUACCUUGCAUUUCGGCUGACUACUUAGUCGAAUAUGUAUGCAAACCAAGUUCCUCACUUGAGAAACAUGUAUUAUAUGACACUCAUGCUUGGGCAGAAAGGUCAUUUUCCAAACACCAGAAUAGAGCAGAAGAGACCACUGAUAUUGAAGAAUCAAUUAGUAGCACUCCUGAAAGCAACGAUGUAGCUUGUGAAGUUUGUGGAUCAAGGGAUAGAGGGGACGUGAUGCUGAUUUGUGGUGAUGAGAGUGGUUCUGUUGGUUGUGGAGUUGGUACACAUAUUGAUUGUUGUGACCCUCCACUUAUGGAUGUUCCUGAGGAGGAUUGGUUUUGCUCUAAAUGCAUUGUUAAACGAAACUGCUCAAACUCUCCCAAGAAAAGGAAAAAGGGUGGCUUCUCCAAGAGUAAGAGGAAGUGAUUUUAUUGUACCUGUAUAGGAUAUUUGCCUUAAUUUGUAACCGUCUUUGGCCACUGCCAACGGUGGAUUUGUCAUAAGAGUAUGGAUAGGGGAACUCAAUGUUAUUGGUUCUCACUUUUGGUGAGAGCCACACUCCAUUCAUUGAUAUUAUCAUGUGGUAAUUAUGUACAAACUUUUCAUUUCUGAGGGGCAGUAAUUAUGUGCAGUACUUGGUGAUUGAUGAUGUAUUAAUUUUGAUUUGAAGACUUGUUUGGUUAACAUUUUUAGUGGACUUAGUGGUAAAACUGCCUAAUGUAGUAAUGUGUGUAUUAUAUAAAUUUUAAGUUAACAGUGUCACCUGUUUUGCUCAGUAGAGACUU